AUGGAUGAAUUAAUCGAAUUAAAACUUAAAGAAUGGGGAUUUGAACAGUUUGUUGAACGUUUUAACGAACAAGAAAUUGAUUCAACAGAUUUUCUCACUUUAACUGAGCUCAUGGUUACCAAAUUAUUACAAAAAUCAACACUGCAGGGUCAACAGCCGACAUUUAUUGAUAUUCUGGGGCAACUGAAUGAGAAACAUAAUAAGGUGCCUAAACCAGUCUGGUGUAAAGAAUUUUGCUACUUUUAUUUAGCUCUUCUGUUGAAAUCCUCAAGUAAACGCCCUGAACCGGAAAAAAGAUUAGGGCAAACCGUUAUACAAGAACUAGUUGAUGCCAAGGUGGAACCAGAACAGUUUUUUGAUCGCCUAGAGUCAUAUGGUAUUGGAUAUCAUUCCCAGCGCACUGCUUACUGUCUCUUAAAGAAUUGUAUUGAACCCUUGAGGCGAUCACUUAUGUUAAAUGAAAUGAAGAUUGAUGGAAUUCAACCACCACCAUCAUGUACACCUGUACAAGAGUCCAUAAAUAUUCCGAUUGAAUCUUGCAAUAAUAAUCCCGCCGAAACCACCCGCGUAGUUGGUUCUACGGAAGCGCCGACAACAUAUUACCGCGUUCGAUGGAUAUGGGUGAACAAUGUUUCCAUUGCUGGUACACCAACUACAACACCAACCCAAACGAUAGCUCAACCUCAACAGGCGCAUCAAAAAAUUCAACAAGACAAUACUAAAGAAAAAUGCCUCAAAUUUUUAGCCAAUUUACUUGAAUUUUCAAGUAAAGAACCUAAACCUGUAGAAAGAAGUGUGCGAACCUUUAUACAAGAACUGGUUGAUGCCAAGGUGGAACCAGAACAGUUUUGUGAUCGACUAGAGAAACUUCUAAAUGCUUCACCACAACCGCGCCUUAUUGGUUUCCUCAAGAAAUAUAUUGAACCCUUGAGGCGAUCACUUAUGUUAAAUGAAAUAAAGAUUGAUGGAAUUCGACCACCACCAUCAUGUACACCUGUACAAGAGUCCAUAAAUAUUCCAAUUGAAUCUUGCAAUAAUAAUCCCGCCGAAACCACCCGCGUAGUUGGUUCUACGGAAGCCGACAACAUAUUACCGCGUUCGAUGGAUAUGGGUGGUAAGAACGAUGAUGUAGCGGUGAAUGAAAAAAAACCCGACCAACAUCGUAAGCGACCGUCGAUCCCCGUGAGUAUCAAGUUAUCGGACGAUUCGCACAACGUUGCUACCACGUCAUCGACAGCAGACCGGAAUUCCAGCAUGACUCUCUCUGAUAACAGUUCGUCGCAAUCGAAACGCCAAAGGAGUUCAUCGAGCUCUUCAUCGUUCAAACACGAAUAUGAUGAUGUAAGUCUCGAUUGUACAACACAUCCAGUGUCGAGUGAUUCAACAAGUUAUAGAAGAACGGACGACGAUGAAGAAGACGACGACGAUGAAGAAGAUGACGACGAUGAAGAAGACGACGAAAAUAACCAACUGUCAAACACCACCCAGGCAUCGAUAAGGGAAACUUUAAAACUUGGUCAAUGGAAACCAUAG
This is a messenger RNA of Macrosiphum euphorbiae (potato aphid), 1533 nucleotides long. NCBI's taxonomy places the organism in Eukaryota, Metazoa, Arthropoda, Insecta, Hemiptera, Aphididae. The record is from the annotation of a GenBank genome assembly.